UUCAUUUCCGCCGCCUCCCGUGAUGGAGUGUGAAGCGCUGGUGUUCAAGGGAAAUAAAAACAAUAAUGAUAAUAACAAUAAUUUUUCGUCUAUGUCUAAAUCCUAUUAUAAAAACGUGUUUUUAUUGUAAGUUGUUUCGGUGUCCGACUUUGUAACUUUAUUUAAACACCCGGAAGCACAAAAAGCGCCGUAAAGCAGCGAGAGCUCGCGCAGCCAGAAAUACCGCAAAAAUCCACCGUAAAAUGCCGAUAGAAAUCGCAGAAACGCACGGACGGUGAUCAGUGAUGGCGCUUUAAUCGUUUUAGCGACGGACCCGCGGGAAUCCAUCGAGUUCAUCCUUCAUAUGUAUUGAGUUAGACAGCAGACUGCGACGGAACCGAGAUGCCGAGCAAAAAGAAGAAAUACAACGCCAGGUUCCCCCCGGCCAGGAUUAAGAAGAUCAUGCAGACGGAUGAAGAAAUCGGCAAAGUCGCCGCCGCAGUUCCUGUCAUCAUCUCUCGUGCUCUGGAGCUGUUCCUGGAGUCUCUCCUGACCAAAGCGUGUCACGUCACACAGUCACGCAAUGCUAAAACCAUGACCACCUCACACCUGAAGCAGUGCAUUGAGCUGGAACAGCAGUUUGACUUCCUCAAGGAUCUGGUGGCAGCGGUUCCUGACAUGCAGGGCGAGGGAGAGGAGAACCACACAGAGGGAGAGAAGAUCCCGCGCAGAGGUCGUAAGCCCGGUUCAGGACGUAAGAACGGCGGUGCUGGAGCCAAAGGCAAAGACAAGAAACUCUCAGGCACCGAAUCGGAGCAAGAGGAUGAUUCAGAGGACAGUGAGACGGACGGAGAGGAGGACGAGGACGCGUCUCACACCAGCACAAACACAGCACAGCCUGCAGCUUUCUUCCACAGAGCGGGCUCUCCGCAGGCGUCUCUGAUGGCUCUGCUCCCAGCCGGUUCUCUGCCGCUCCAGACCGAACACGAGGACGAGGAGGACUACGACUCCUAGCUGCGCCGCUCUCCUGCUCUUCUCCCACAGAUCCUCCACCACACACACCUUCUAGGUUUUUUAAUCUUAUUUUAUUGAGUCGGCCUUUCUUUUCCUCAUCUUUUUCUUUGGAUGAACGGCCCCGGAAGCGAGAGCGUGUGGAUCCAUCCCGUGUAUUCUUGCACUUUCCUUUGGUUCUUCUCCGUCUUCGGUCAUGUUUUAAGAGUAUAUAUGAGGAGGUCCAGCAGAUGUUUUGGUUGGUUUUAGCAGCAGAUGCUCCUUCAGUUGUUUUGUAAGGGAAACGCAGAGCGGACAGUUCUGCCCUUUUGUUUUUGUGACUCAUGUUUCUGGUUUUUGUCCUUUUUAAGCUAGUUUUACGAUUAAAGCUUCUGUCUUGCAGCGAUUAAACUGUCUAGCGGCACUUUCAUGCAGUUUUGAACUCAUUCUGUUGCAGGUCGUUCAUCGGAUGUGAAUGCGUGGAUUUGGUUUGAGAGCGCUUUAAUUGUUUCAGACAUUCUCUGUUCAUUUCCCCGGAUGAUGCACAUUUGUAUGGAUGACUUCCCCUUUGUUUUAUAUCUUUUAGACUCUUUUAAUGUUUGCUGUGAAGCUGGAGAGAAUCACGUGACUUCUCUCGUCUGUUGGCUUUUAACGUUCUCUUGAUUUUGUAUGAGUGAAAUAAACUUUGAGGUUUCAGUAA
Molecule: messenger RNA, 1669 nt
Organism: Sinocyclocheilus anshuiensis
Lineage: Eukaryota; Metazoa; Chordata; Actinopteri; Cypriniformes; Cyprinidae
Product: dr1-associated corepressor-like
Exons: 7
Coding region: 382-993 (203 amino acids)
Biological process (GO): transcription by RNA polymerase II
Cellular component (GO): negative cofactor 2 complex; nucleus
Molecular function (GO): protein heterodimerization activity; core promoter sequence-specific DNA binding; RNA polymerase II general transcription initiation factor activity
Source: RefSeq, a predicted model, not a curated record